CAUCGCUUUCCCGACCGUUUAAGGACCAAACUAGCCCAUCCCCCCCCCCAUCCCCCCCACAAUAACUGCCUUUUAAGCAUAAGGAUGGCGCUAAAGGAACAGAAUGCGGCGGCGGGGUCGGCCAAGACUCCAAGUUGCAGGAUAUGCUGUGCGUGCCCCACAGAACGCAGAAUACGUGACGAGUGCAUCAUUCUAAAAGGCACUGACGCCUGUAAGAGUGAAGUUGAGGCAUUCUACACCUGCCUUUUGCGCGAAGGCUUCAGUGAAGCGGAUGUGAAAGGCCUGCGGGAAACCGCGCGGAAAGUGUAG
Messenger RNA from Trypanosoma rangeli, 309 nucleotides. RefSeq names its product cytochrome c oxidase copper chaperone. The record is from RefSeq and is a predicted model, not a curated record. Gene Ontology annotation, molecular function: copper chaperone activity; copper ion binding. NCBI's taxonomy places the organism in Eukaryota, Euglenozoa, Kinetoplastea, Trypanosomatida, Trypanosomatidae. Gene Ontology annotation, cellular component: mitochondrial intermembrane space. The annotation marks the transcript as partial. The transcript has a single exon.